AUGUCUAAACGUUAUAAACGAGAUAAAACUACUGACAGUGUUAACCAUCAAGGCAGUUCAUGUACAACACACUAUAGAAAUAAUCAUCUACAACCUGAUUGGAGUCAAUGUUGUCAGCAUUGUGACGACAAUAAUAAUAAUGUCAUCCGGCGAUUACAUUCUCCUCAUCGUGCACCGGCACCGCCACCAACACCUCCUCCGACCUGUUUACAUUUACCCGCAUCAUAUAUAUCAUCUCAUGUGAAUUGUCACCCCCAUAAUAAUGAUACUACUAAUACUACUAAUAACAAUAAUAGUAGUAAUAGUAGUGCAGCUAAACAUGGAUCACAAAGUAUUGUAGAAAAGGCAAUUUUUCGUAUGAUCAAGUGUUUUGAUCAUAAAUCAUCAGAUCGUAAACUUCAUCAGUCGACAACUAUUGCUACAAGUGAAGAUUGUUUACAACAGAGUGAUUCUUCGUGUGAAGAACGACCGCUUAUCUCUAAUCGUGAAUACACUAAUAAUAAUAAUAAUAGUAAUAAUAAUAAUGUUUAUCCUAAAGGCGCUUCAGUAGUAGGCGAUGGUAGUACAGCGUCAACAUCAUCUACAUGCAUUAAUCCAACUGAAGUGGAAGAUUGGAUGCGUCGACGACUCUACUAUCAUUUUAUGACACCGAUUGGUAAAUUUCAUGCGAAAAGACGUAUUCCGUUUAAAUUAUUUAUCCAGAUACUUAAGGUGUUGUUAGUCACAAUUCAGUUAAUUCAUUUUGGAUUUAAUCGUGCCGCGCAUGUAUCAUUUGGUGAAUUAUCGCAUACAGCUUUCUGUCAUUUAUAUUUACACCGGUGGGAUUCCCAGUAUGAAACGCUGGAUUAUCCUCCAGCGACUGGUGUUUAUGCUGUAUAUACAAUUGAUGCAUUUUAUGAACACGUUGGUUAUGCAAUCACCCAGUUUAAUAAGACGAAAGAAUUAGCUCUCGGUGGAUAUUUAUUCGAUUCAACAAAUCCAACAAUGAAAUUAUGCAUGAAAUAUGUAUCUCCUCCAAUGGAGAAUAAAAGUACUCUAUUUAGAGUAGCAUUACAAGAAGUGGAAAAAUGUGUAUCGAUUGAACCACAGAAGAUUGAUGCUAAACAAUUACAAGAUGUUGAUGCAAUAAAGAAUUUUCUGGAAAUCCAUGGAUUGAAUAUUGAUUUUGACCAGUGA
This is a messenger RNA of Trichobilharzia szidati, 1176 nucleotides long. Lineage: Eukaryota; Metazoa; Platyhelminthes; Trematoda; Strigeidida; Schistosomatidae. The record is from the annotation of a GenBank genome assembly.